AUGCGACGGCCGCAACCGUUGUGGUUUGGGCUGCUUGCCCUCGCCGGCGCCGCGGUGCUUAAUCUCAAUGUAGACGAUGCUACUCUUUCCCUGGAGGCCGACGACGCCACGGACAUUGAUGCGUACGUCGCUUCCUUGAGUCUACCGCGGCUCGAAGGCGCCGGCUGCGGUGCCAAUGACGCGCCGUGCGUGCGGAAAGUCGUCGCGGACGCGUUGCGCGCGGCCGUCGAAGACGAGGCGCCGCCGGCGCCACUGCGCUGCGAGGCGAACGCGACCGCCGGCGUGCGCCUCGCGCCGAAAAUAGCCGGCCUCGCCGCGCGCACGGCCCGGCGCUGCGGCGCCGGGCCGCGCCGCGUUGCGAUUGCUCACGCGAGGCCGAGCGAGGCCCGGGUCGCGGCCGCCUGGGCGGCGGCAGCCGAAGCGGUUGGCGUCGUGGCGCUCGUCGCGGCGCCGGGCGGUUUAGGGGAGCGUGGAAGCGACGUGUGGGUCGAACCCACGGGUUCCGUGGCAGCCGCGCACGCGCUGACGGCGUCGGGCUUCGACGUUGUGGUCGUGGCUUCUAUCAAUGUAUUCCUCGUCGACGAUCCUUUUAGAGCAUUCGAAGGCUGCGCCGUGGGCACGGCCAGGGACGGCCUCGUCGCGUUCCUGCGGUCCGGCGCACCGCGCGCUGCGGCCGUCGCCGCGGCCUGGUCCGCUUUUGUUGAAGCGCGGUGUGAGCCGCGCGCGGCGUUCGUAGAAGCGCUCGGUACAACGUUCUGCGACGCCAGCCAGGACGUCGCGUCGCGCGCCGCGAUGCGUGCCAGCCACGGCCUCGCGAGGUUCGGCGCCUUCUCCGCGAUCGAGCUACCGGGCGCGACCGAGGAUCAUGUCCUGGAAAACGCGCGGCGGCUCGUCCCGCGACGGAUACAGGAAGAGGACGUCGACGAGGACCGUUGGGUCUUCUACGCGCUGGACCAGGGGAGCGAUCGAUGGGAGGCGGAUUGGUUACAGCGGUUGUUUUCAGAGAUCCGCGGUGGGAUCGAGCCGGGCGCACCGCGGGCGACCGCGCGGUUGACGCUAGUCAGCGCGCUCGACCGUGCCCAGAACGUCAUCCUCAUGGUGAACACGCACCAGCAGGACGUGCAGCACGCCUUUGUCAACGAGAGCGCUCGGCUCUGGCGCGCCGCGGGCCGGAAGCGCGUCGGUCUGGUCGUGGUCGACGAGAACCACGGCGACUGGCUCGAGGCGAACGGCGAACUCGUAAAUCGCCUCGCAUUUGUGCUCCGCCUCGGCUUCGGGGCCUACCAGGACCCAGACGCGGUCCCUCGGCUGCGGCGGACGCAGCUCGUCGCGCCGCUGGGGCCGACCGCCUUUCUGAAGGGGGCCGUCGACGACGACGUCACGACGCGCCGGUAUGCCUGGGGCUUCCUGGGCCGCGCGCAGUCGCCGGCGCGGGCGCACGCGCUCGCGAGCUUUUUGCGGGAGGGCGAGCGGCGCGGGGACGCCGCGCUCGUGCACAUUACGGCAGGCCUCGACGCGACUUCCGUGGGAAAUUGGCGGCGAGGCACCGCAUGGGACGUCCCCACGAACGAAUCGUCGUGGCGGCGGGGACUGGAGAGCGCCGUCGCACCGGAGAAAUAUCGGCGCGCGCUGCGGUCCGUCGUCUUCGCCCCGUCGCCCCCGGGAAACAACCACGUCGAGUGCUACCGGACCUAUGAAGCGCUGGAGGCCGGCGCCAUUCCCGUGGUGUCGAGUCUGUAUUACAAGCGCUGGUUCGACGCGCCGUUUCCCGUCGUCGACGGCGAGUGGUCCGCGGCGAGUGUCGGUCGGGUGCUGGCGCUGCGGGACGACGUCGCGGCGCUGCGGACGCUGAGUGCCGAGGUCCGCGCCUGGUGGGCGCGCGCGAAGGAUGAAUAUAAGCGCCGCGUCGCCGAGCUCGUCGACGGCGGGGUCUCAGAAGAGCCUCUGCUCGCGCCUCGCUGCGGCGCGAACGCCUCGCUCACGUUCGUCGCGUCCGUCAACGGCGUGGCGCACGAGGUCGCGUUCCCCGUGGAUGGGAGUGCCGAGGCGUUGGGUGCGGUCGCGGACGCCUUCCGCGUGCGGGCGGGCCUGGAGCUCGGCCGGGGCUGCGAGCUCGCGGCCGACGGCGCCCGGUGCGUCGUGGACGAGAUCGUGCACGACAUGCGGCGGCGCAUCGCGAAGGAGUGCGGCCUUCCGGAGCCGCCGCCGCCGCCGAAGGCCAUCGUCGUGGCAGCGCCGCCGGGAUGCCUCGGCGAGCAGGUGGCUGGGCUCUUCCCCGUCGACGUCGAAGUCACGCAUCAUCCCUUUGUAGAGGCGACGACGCCGCGGCUCGGGGCCGGGACACUCGUCGUGGCGGUGACGCGCGAUCCCGUCGCGUCCUACUGCUCGGCGCCCGGGCCGGUCCCGUUCGCUCGGUACGCGCACCGGUGGCUGGCGCACCUUCAGUACUGGGAGGCGCGCGACGACCUCACCGUCGCGUGGCUCUCGGUCGAGGAUCUGCACCGCCGCGCCUUGAUGGAUGCGCUUCACGCGAGACUCCGCGCCUUCGACAACCCGGCCUGGGCCGCGUUCGAUCAGGCUUUUUCCGUCGACCGCACGUGCGUCCGCGACUUCGGAGACGUCGACACGCUCGCCCCGGGCCUCGCGGCGUUCGGCUACGACAUUGGGGCCGCGGUGGCGCUGGACGCGGCGCGGAGACGCCUCCGUGCGACGCCGAUCGCGCGACUCCGCGACGCGGCCGCCGUCGAGGCGCUGGUGCUGGCGUGCGGCGUCAACGACGAGAACGCGCGGGAACUGCCGGCGGAGAUGCUGAGGAACGCCGGCGGGCUCCGCAUUUACCAAUACCCCCGGCAGUUUGGCGCGUACGUCGCUUUCCUCGCCGCCGGGCCACUCGUGACGUCGUACCUGGAGAUCGGGUGCCGCUGGGGCGGCACGUUCGUGUUUACGGUGGAGGUGCUGGGCCGUCUGGGGGAGGCGAGCGGCGGUGUGGGGGCCGACGGCCUCCGCGCGCUCGCGAUCGACAAGUGGCAGGACCCCGCGCUGCUCCGGGAAUACGCGGCCGCGCGCUUCCGCAAGCUCGAUUCGGCCGGGGCGCCGUUCGCCGAGCUUCUGGCGAAGGCGCCCGCGUGGGAUCUCGCUUUCAUCGACGGCGACCACUCCUACGACGGUGUGCGGCGCGACUUCGACCUCGUGCGGAACCGAACGACGCGCUACAUCGUCCUGCACGAUAUCGCGUCGGACGAGCCGUCGUGCGCGGGCGUCCGCCGCUUCUGGCGCGAGGUCCGCGACCAGUUCGAGACGCACGAGUUCGUGGAGCAAUACGACGACGUCGACGGCUCGUACUUUGGAAUAGGCGUUAUUGUGGUGCCGCGCUCCAGUAGUCUCUAGCGGAGUCGUGUAUUAACCUGUUC
Messenger RNA from Pelagomonas calceolata, 3410 nucleotides. NCBI's taxonomy places the organism in Eukaryota, Pelagophyceae, Pelagomonadales, Pelagomonadaceae. The record is from the annotation of a GenBank genome assembly.